UUGUAAUGUCUUCUGAAAUGUCUAGAAGCGAUUUCUUGUAUUGUAUUAAUAUUGUUUCUAUUUUGUCCAACUUAUUAUAUUACAAAUAUAACUGAAAUUUUAUUUGUAUUUAAAAAUCUGUGUAGCACAUAUAUGAGAAUUGAUACAACUCCGAUAUGUGUUCUGAAAUGCCGAAGGAGUUUCAGAAGACGUCUGAGGUUUUACCGUUCACGAAAUAUGGUAUUUCCACAGUGGAUGAAUUUCAAAAAGUUGAAAAGGAUAUGCAUCAUUUAGAAUGGUUAAAAAAGAUUGGUUUAACUAAUGAAGAAAUCAAUUUAUACCAAGAAAACGAAGCGGGUCUCUUGGACCAACGCAAAAAGAUUGAGUCAAGUGCUUUAAAGUCUAAAUUGGAAGCAUUGUAUAAUAAAAUCAAUGAAAAUCAAAAUUCAUCAGGAAGUUCAAAAGAAACCAAUGUCAACCCAGGAACUUCUGAUGUUCAAGAGGAUAGGUUAAAAAGAUUGCAGACAAAAACAAUUUCGUUUUAUCCCGAGGGACAUCCGAUGAAUGAGUUGAAGGAGAUAGAAGAGAACUUAUUUGGACAUCUGAGGAAUGAUAACAUUUUACCUUUAACAAAAAGACGUAAAAUACUAAGACGACUCGAGAGAAAAAAAGAGAAAUUAAUUUUACAGCAAAAGCAACCAGGAAUUAUACCAGUUGCUGGCCCAUCGGAAGUAAAACCAGGAAGUCUAUGGGAUGUCAAAGAGAGACCCAAUAAAACCUUAUCAGAAAAAUCAAAGUUGAUAGGUCCUAAACAACAGAAUAUGUACACUGUCAAAAAUAACAAAAUUGUGAGAUUGGAACCCGUACAAAAUGAGGAUGAAAGGGAACAAGAGUUCCGAGCGGUUGAUAUUGUGGUUCCAGUAAAUGCUGCAGAAGAGCAAUUGUUAGAAGGCACCAAGAUGUGCUUGGAUGAUAUUAAGAAGAUAGAAAGAUUUAAAGACUAUGAACCUGGUAUACCAUCUAAAGUGUUAUUCCUAAAGAACAUAUCACCGAGUAUAACACAGGAACAGCUAUCGCUAUUGUUCAAUCAGUUCCACUUAGAGAACGGUGGUCCAGUACAGUUGAGACUCAUGACGGGAUGGAUGAGAGGACAGGCUUUCGUUACAUUUCAAAGUGAAGACUUAGCUAUACAAGCUCUUGAAGAAGUGAAUGGUACCAUAAUGGGUGGUCAGCCUAUAAUAGCUCAAUUCGGCAGAAACAGUAACAGGAUAGAAAUUGAAGAAAAUAGAUAAAUCACACUAAUUAAAUCAAUAUCAGUGUACUCUUAAGUAUCAUAUUAUAAAUUUUAAGUAAUCUAAUAUAUACUUAUAGUCUAAGAACAUUAAAUGUAUAUAGUGUUACAAAA
Danaus plexippus (monarch butterfly) is the source of this 1384-nucleotide messenger RNA. Its product is annotated as RNA-binding protein 41-like. Bases 156 to 1271 code for a protein of 371 amino acids. NCBI's taxonomy places the organism in Eukaryota, Metazoa, Arthropoda, Insecta, Lepidoptera, Nymphalidae. The record is from RefSeq and is a predicted model, not a curated record. Gene Ontology annotation, cellular component: U12-type spliceosomal complex. The transcript is spliced from 5 exons. Gene Ontology annotation, biological process: mRNA splicing, via spliceosome. Gene Ontology annotation, molecular function: pre-mRNA intronic binding; U12 snRNA binding.